UUUCGUUAAAAUGUAUCAUUUGUUGUGAUAUUCUAAUGAAGAAAAAAGAAAAAUAAGCCACCAUCCAGCGGGAUGUCUGACAUUGUAAAGCACCAUCAAUCCCAAUACAGAGGCUGGAUAUAUAAAUGGACAAAUUAUUUGAAAGGAUAUCAAAAACGUUGGUUUGUCCUACAGAAUGGUUUGCUGUCUUAUUACAGGAACCAGGCCGAAAUGGCCCACACGUGUCGUGGAACGAUCAACCUGGCCAACGCGUUCAUCAGCACUGAGGACUCGUGCACGUUCAUCAUUUCCAAUGGAGGGGCCCAGGUGUUUUAUUUGAAGGCUACGUCCGAGGUGGAACGUCAGAAAUGGGUCACCGCACUAGAACUGGCCAAAGCAGAGGCCAUCAGGAUGUUAGAAGCAGAGAGUGAUGACGAGGAAUCACACCAGCCUGACAAGUUUGAGCUGCAGAACACUCUGAGGACUCUGAGUGCCAAACUGGAAGACCUGAACACGUGCAACGAUCUGAUCGCCAAACACGGCCAUUCCCUGCAGAAAACACUGACGGAGCUCGAGCAGCUGACCGAUCCCACGGACAUCACCAACAAGCUGAAGGCCGUCAACGAGCGCGCCACCAUAUUCCGCAUCACCACUAAUGCUAUGAUCAAUGCGUGUGCAGAGUACAAGGAUUUCACACAGACUCACGGCAAGCGUUGGCAGAAGGUUCUACAAUUUGAACACGACCAGCGCAUGAAACUGGAGGAAAUGGUGGAACAGCUGGCCAAGGAUCAGGCGUCUCUGGAGAACAAGGCUCGCAAGUCUCUCCACAACACCAAGCCCGACAAAUCAGGGUCAGAUGAAGAAGAUUUUUUUGAUGCCUUAGAUCACCAUGUACAGGAGGAGUUUGAAGUAGUUUUACCACACGAUCCUCCUCUGAGACACAGAUUGGUGUAUUUCAGACGCACUGACAGCGAUUUCAGUAUCGACAGCGCGAACUACAAUGAAGAUGACAUGUCGAGUGAGUCUGAGCAGGAAGAGAGUGAUAAAGCGCGGGUCUAUACAUCUUCCAAAACGGGAUCUCCGCAGAAACUAAAAUAUGAAAAAUCCGGCCAUAGGAGGACGUGUAGCUACGACAAGGGUAAGAAUCGCACCACCAUGCCUGAAACCAACACAGUGGAGUGUGUGCACUCGGAGGGAGCUGCCUUGACACAGUCCAAGAAGAUACGCAGAAAAAGAAUUCCAGACAGACCCAACUUUAGCUUAAAUUUAUGGAGCAUAAUGAAAACCUGCAUUGGAAAAGAAUUAUCAAAAAUUCCAAUGCCUGUAAAUUUUAACGAGCCUUUAUCUAUGUUGCAACGUUUAACGGAAGAGCUGGAGUACUCUCAUCUCCUUGACAACGCCGGCCAGUGUCAGGACUCGGCAGAACAGCUGACCUGGGUGGCGGCGUUCACGAUCUCGGCCUAUGCACCAACCACCAGUCGGACGGGAAAACCCUUCAACCCACUGCUUGGAGAGACCUACGAGUUCGAUCGCAGAGAUGAUUUAGGCUGGAGAACAUUAGCCGAACAAGUAUCACAUCACCCUCCAACACUAGCCACACAUUCUGAGGGCAAAGAUUGGACUCUGUCGCAGGAGUUCACCAUGACUAGCAAGUUCCGAGGAAAAUAUCUCCAGAUUAUUCCUCUUGGCAUAGCACAUCUAAUAUUUCACAAAAGCGGUAAUCACUACACGUGGCGGAAGGUGACGACCACGGUUCACAACAUCAUCGUCGGCCGGCUGUGGGUGGACAGUCACGGAGAGAUGGACAUCGUCAAUCACCAGAACGGGGACAAGUGUCACUUGAAAUACGCAGCGUACAGCUACUUCUCGCGGGAAAUUCCUCGCAAAGUGACGGGUGUGGUGACGGAUGCCCAGGGCACCCCUAAGUGGGUGUUGACAGGGACAUGGGACGCUCAGAUGGAGUGUGCACAGGUCCUACACAUCGACGAGUCCAACAAGGGCAAGCCGGUGUUCGAGACCGGACCACACAAACUCUUGUGGAAGUGCAACAAACCUCUACCCGACUACGAGAAGAUCUACCACUUCACGCAGUUGAGUUGUGAACUGAAUGAGCCGGAGGAUGGCGUGGCCCCAACCGACUCGCGUAACCGUCCGGACCAGCGGUUCAUGGAGAACGGUCAGUGGGAUGAGGCAAACCGCACCAAGGUCUUGUUGGAGGAGAAGCAGAGAGCCGCGCGCAGAAAACGAGAGCAGGAAAUGGAAACGGCUAAAGCAGAAGGUCGUGAUUUGCCACUGUACCAGCCGAUGUGGUUCAAGAAGGAGCGUGAUCCGAUCACAGGCAACUUGAUCUACCGGUCGACUGGCGAGUACUGGGACUGCAAGGUCAAGAAGGACUGGUCGCGCUGUCCAGACAUUUUCCUCUGAACACUUCCCGUCUGCAAGUGACAAAACAUCCAAUUGGUUGCACUGUGUUAUCCAGAUAUGUUUCCAGGAACCUUUUUCCAUCUACAGAUUAUGUACAACUACUAGUUAUGCUGUGCAGAUGUUUUUAGGAACAUUUGCCAUCUAUAUGUGAUAUACUGCUAUGUGGAUGCACCAUUAGAUGUUUUCUGAAACAUUUUCCAACAACAGAUUAUGUACAACUACAUUUUCCAUUUACAAAAGAUGUACAUCUCUGUGGCUUCACAGUCCAGAUAUAAUUCUACAGCAUUUUCCAUCUACAGAUUAUGUACAACUCCAUAGCUGUGUUAGUCUGUAAGCAUUUUCCAUCAACAAAUUAUGUAGUUACAUGGCUAUUUUGUAAGAUGUUUCUAGAAACAUUUUCCAUCUAUCAGUGAUGUACAAAUGUACAAAUAGGUGGCUACACUGUCCCAAUACAAUUCUAGGAAAAAUUUCCAUCUACAGAUGAUGUCCAACUGUGUGGCUACACUCCAGAUACGUUUCUAGGAACAUUUUCCAUCUACAGAUGGUCUACAGCUGUAUAGUUAUGCUGUCAGAUGUUUCUAAAAACAUUUUCUGUGUACAAACGACAAACAGCUUUGUCGUUAUGCUGUCAGAUGUUUGUAGAAGUAUUUUCCAUCAACAAAUGAUUAUUAACAACUUAUGUGGCUACACUGUCAGAUGUUUCUAGGAACAUUUUCCAUCUGCAGAUGUUGGAGAGCUUUGUGGAUGUGUCGUUCAGUUGUUUCUAGUUUUACAUAGGCUGUAAACUGUGAGCCUUUGCACAUGAAAAGUAUCUGGUUGUUCUUUCCAGAUGUAUUUCUGUGAAUGUUUUCAUCUGCAAGUGACAACUAUCAGAUGAAUUAGGUGUGAUGCUAUUGUAACAGAAACUUAAUGCUUCUGUCAUAACAAUAUACUGACAAGUCAAUUAAUCGAAAACGAACCAUUGAAUUUCAUGUAAUAACUGAAUAUCGAGAAUAAUGUGUUAAAUUGACACAAAUAGUAUGGUACAUUUGAUAUAAUUAAAUAAUGUCUUAAAUUUGACCUUAAUUUACUGUGGUAAAUUUGGCAUUAUGACUAGUGAUGUAAAUUUGACAUGAAUAAUGAAGUAAAUUUGGCAUUGUGAUUAGUGAUGUAAAUUUGACAUGAAUAGUGUAGUAAAUUUAUAGUGGGAAGAGUGAUAAAUGAGGAAUUAUGAUAUGGUAUAUGUGAGUUUAUGAAUGAAUAGUGGUGCAUUUGAUGGUGGUUUUCAUAGAAGUGCAAUUAACAAAUCUACUGAAAAGACUGGGGUUGAAAAAUCAUGAAGUUAAUACACCUACAAGUAUAAGAUGUGGCUCAUGGCUGUGGAAUGUUAUUAUGAGUAACACUGACCUUAAUUUAAGAUCAGAUGUUUUACCUGGGUAAACUUUAUAACAGUUUAUUCAAAACUGAUCUGCUACAAAGCUUUUUGUCUGAUAGAUGCUCUAACAAGUUAUUCUGGUGAAAGGAGAAGAUCACGAUUUCACUUUCGCAAAUAGCCUUGCAAAGGAAUAAUAUCCAAAAAAAGCAAGGAAAAAAAAUGUGUGUUAAAGAAUUGACAAUAUUUGUUCAUGGAUGUUACAAAAGAUUCAGUUGUGAUAUGUGAAUUAGGAUUUGUCACUUGCAGUGGUUCACAAUAUUUUAACAGUUUCGUAUUUAUUCGGCUUGCAUAUUAUUUAUGAUAUGACUUCCGUAUGUGGAUGAAUGCAGUGUGUAAUAUGCAUUUAAUGUUCAUGCUCGGCAUAUGUUGUACUGUUUGUGAUUUAUGAAUCUUGGAAUUAAUGGAGUCAGUGUAAUUGAUGCUAAUUUCUUCUCAAGAGGUCAAGGGUUAUUUUCCAUGGGCACGUUUUUCUAGAGCAGUACACAGACGUGUUAAAAAAACCAUUCUUUGAUUAUCAGUAGUGUGUGUCCACAUAACCAGCACGGUUUGUGGUAGAUGCACAAUUAAAAUCAGUAGGUUCCACAAACAUGGAAAUCAGCCGUAACAGACUAUUUUUUAAAAGGAUGUCGUGUAUUGUGGUUGGGUUUAUGGUCACUAUCAGUCAUUACUAGUACUAGUCAUUGUAAACAUAUUAUUUAUCAUAGGUGUACACAUUCAUAUUAAACACGUGGGUUUCCAUGACCUGUAGAUAAGCAUUAAACCGUAUCUACAAUAUCACAUGCAUUUUUAUUCCUCUUCUGAUCUGAUUGAAAUUACACAUAGAUCAUAGUCGUUAACAAAGCAGGGCUCUGCAUUAAAUCGUGUCUGCUUGCCAGGUGCAUUUGGUUUUGCAAGUGUGAGUGCAGGAAUUGUAGCGAGUGAAGUUUAUAGGAGGGUCGAGUCGAGUCAAGUCAUUACUAAGCAGGAGGUGUUUCGACCCCUGAAACCAUCCCCCAGCACACUCGUCUGUUUUGGGUGGAGGACAAGUAAAUUGUUUUAAUUGUUUGAAAAUUUCAAAAUAUUUAGAAACUUACCAUUUGUUCUUGAAUUUAUUUUUAUAUGUUUGACAAGUUUCUUUUAAUCAAGCAGAUAUUUUGUGGUCUAAUGAGAAACCACUUUAAUCUCGCUGGACUUGGAAAUAUUUUGGUGAGACACUCGUGUUUCAAAUAGAAUAGCUCAAAAUGGAGACAUUAAUCCCAACAGGCGAUGUUGAAAAUAUUUAGUGUAGAGUCCUGACUAGGUAGUAACGAAAUAGAUUAAAGCAGAAAUGUGUAUUUAAUAAAAAAUACUUAUUACAUGCAAUUCAUACUGGCUUGUUGCUAGUGCAGAAUUAUUUAUAAUAACUGCACAAGUUGAUAUAUGCUUUACUGUGUAAAUAUGUAUAUACUAAGUGUGCGAUGCUUGAAGUGAUUAAAAUGAUUGAAUGAUUGUAUUAAAUUUAACUCUUUCUUCCAUCUGGAAAUCCUGUGGUAUGCAUCACCGUCACCUUUAGAUUAGGUGCGAUAGAAAAAUUAAUGUCUCUCAAACAAGGACUUAAUAUACUGCCUAAAAUAAGUCUGGGGUGUUCAAACACAGCACCAAAUAAUAGGAACACAAGCGAGCAGAAGCUGUGUAAUAUUUAUGGUAAUAAUAGCAAGUUGAAAAGUGGAGUUAAUCAUGUGACAUGACAUUGCCAUUGAAUGAUGAUGCCAGGAUAUAGAGGUUUAUUCAUUUAUUUCAACUUAUUUCUGUGCUUACAUCCAACUAAGGUUCAAGCACGCUGUCUUGGUGACACACCUCAGUUAUAUGGGAUGUCUUUCCAGGAUAGUAGGUCAGUGGUUAGCGAGAGAGAAGAGGGUGUAGUGGUCUUACACCUACCCAUUGAGUUGAUAAAACUGACUGAGUGGGAGCUGGUACAGGGCACCCUUUGCCCACCAGCCUUAUGUCCGAUGGCUUAACCACGACACCACCGAUGCCAGUAUAUUAUAGAGAUAAACCAGAACUGGGACUGAUAGACCACAAAGAUAGAUGUUGUGCUUAACCUUUAGACUACUGGAUUUGUUUUGAAUGAAAAAUAUGUGGAGGGGCUUACCUACUGCCAUUUAUUUUGCUGACCACAAUUUAUUCAGGAAAUGAAAUAUCACAGUAUUUUCUUUAUUUUCGUUUUUGGUAAUACAGUUAAAUUUGUUUUCAAAUUGGCUGUCAGUGAGCUAUUAAUUCCUCAAAAUAACCCUGAUGAACCAUCACGGGUGUCAAGUGAAAAUACUUAAUGAAAACCACUUUUUCCAACUAAAAAUGUCCAGGUAUUAGUAUUUCUCACAGAAAAACUAAAAAACUAAAUCAAGACAUUAUAUUCUUAAAGCUAUUUCUGAUUGUGCAACACAAGAGCGAAAUAUGAAUUGGUAAAUGCACUGCAAGUUGUAUUCAAUAUGUCGGCCUGCAGUAUUCUAAAAGUAAACCUUGCCAAAAGUCUUUAAUGUCAUAUAUGUUGAUGGAAGUGUUGCCUGAUGAUGUUCCACAUGUGAUUGAUGGGACGGAGGUCAGAGUUCAAGGCUGGUAAUAGUAUUGUGUUGAUGUUUUGCUGUUGCAUAUAAGUUAUAUUAUAUAGUUAUUCACUUUUUAAUUCAAAUAUUUCUGUCUUUUUUUAAUAGUAUGGCCGAAGUUACAAAGCAUGUUUUAGCCUUACAUGCAUUUAACUACAUAUAUUUACAAUCCUUAAACACUGUAUUUAAGAAAAAACAGGCUUUGUAAAUUUGGCCCUGUACUUUUAACACCAAGCAAUAACAGUUUAAAUAAAUGAACAAUUCCUCAGAUGCAAGCAUCUUAGAUGAUAGUGGAUAAAUGGACCUACUUGAAAUAAAUAAACUUUAAACAACAAAAAUGAUUUUAUGUGCAAUUCAUUUAAAUGUGAUAAGAUAUAAUAUAUCUUAUCACAUUUAAAUGAAUUGCACAUAAAAUUAUUUUUGCAAAUAACACAUUCAAGUAUGAAGCGAACUCAGUGUUUUGUCUCAUAAACUAAUCUACAGGGUUUCUUUUUGGUGAUGUUACUGUCAUUUAUUUUUAUUUUUAAAAUGGCAUUGCUGAUUCAGUUAAAAUAUAGAUAGCCAUCUUGGAAUUUGUUAGUUCCCCUAAAAUACUUCUCAACUAGAAAACCCUAGUGUAUGGUAAGAAAAUGUAUGAUCUGGGGUUAUCCAGUGUAGUCUUAAAAUUUAGGCUGAAAUUGAUUAGAAUUCAGGUUUUUAAAAAAAUAUAUUCAGCACUGAAGCUUAAGUUACUAGUUAUCACCAUAGGUUUUCUCCUUUAAAAUUUUAUAUUUAGUAGACUAGGUUUUUUAAAUUAUUACUCAAUGUUUGUUUCUUGGGUUUAUCAUUAUAAAUUUUUGUUAUUAUUAUUUUUUUCUUCCUGACUUAUUGUUUCUUAUUUGAAGAAAAAUAAUUGUGGCCAUAUUAUAUUUUUGAAAAAAAAAAUUCCAAUUUAAUUGGUAACUUAUUCUUUAUUGGUUUCUUUUGUUAAUAAUUAUUAGUUGAUUAUAAUUAAUGUUCUGGAAUUUGUAUUGGAAUCUUUGUUUUGGACCAGUUUGUCGGACUCAAAAUAGCUGGUUAUAUGGCAUAUAGUUUCACAUUCAUAAGUUAAAACCUGCAUCUACUUGGUCGACUGCAUGGAGCCCAUCAUUUAACUUGCUUUUAAUUACUUUUAAGAACUGAAUUAUUUCAGAGGUUUUUUGUUUUGUUUUGUUUUGUUGCAUUUUUGCAUACAUUGUUAAUAUAUUAUGUAAGUGGGAAUAUUGUUUGCCUCCUUUGAUGUGAUGUGGAAUGUAAUACAUUGUAUGAUGCAGUUUUUUUGUUUUAUUAUUUAGGAAUGUUCUGAGCUUGUGUCUCCGCAGCUUAGCCAUUCCAAAUGAUGUUACUAACACUUGGUGGUACUGUGGAUCAAAUCUGAUCGUUGUUGAUACAAAAGAAGGCUGAAAGUUUAUUUUUAUUGUGUGAUAAGAAACUUGUGAUUGGUGUUUUUCCUUUUCUUCUUGUGAUUGGACAUCCUGGUGGUGUUUUCUCCAUGGCAACUGUUUGUCCGACCUUUCAAUAAUUGUACAUAGACAUUACAGGGAAUGUGGGAUUUCUGGUUUUGUAUAUAGUGAUCAUUUCUACAAGUACUUCCAGUCGUUGUAGUGAAAUAUUCCACGGCUUGUUGUGAUUGAUGUUGUAUGGAAACUUGAUAGCAAAAAGUGUGGGGGUGUUUUUUGUUGUUUUUUCUCUCUCUCCCACCCCCCCCCCCCCCCCCCCCCCCCCCCCCCCCCACCCCCACCCACACAGCAUAUGUGCCAUUUUCUAACUAGCUGGUGUAGCUUGAUUGCAUGUGUGUGGAAGAUGAUGGCAACGUGAUUAUGCUGUUACUUAAUGUUUAUUAUUUUUUUUACUGUGAAAAGCCUGUAAGCAAGUCAUUGCUUGGAGUCAAAUAAGACCAACGUCCAGCUACUUGUGCCAUAUAGCUGUACUUCAUAUACACUUAAAGGUUAACUCUAUAAUAAAAUUAUGAACUAUGAACUCUUUGGUUUAAAUCUAUUUUACUGUGUUCUUUGUAUUCCCAGAGACAAGUAAAAAUGUGUAUUCCUGUUUUUACUUUCACGUAAGUGCUGCAAAGCAUCAUACAAAAUACCUACACUAAAUGUUCCAAACAAACAAUGUAAUUUUUUAAGUGAAAAUCAUACUGUCGCUAUUCAAGAGAGUUAACUCUUGGUCCUUUUUUUUCCUUUAACCAAUUUUAAUGCAGGAUUUUCAAUAUUAUUUAUAAGAUUGAAAUGGCCAUUAUUGGAAAUAAAAUACACAUAAUGUCAUCUGCUAAUAUUGGACUACAACUUGGAAAAAACAUUUUUUGUCUGGUUUUUACUUUUACUUUAGUAUAAGGUUAACCUUUAAGUGGGAGUAGCUGUUGUCUACUUUUCUUGUAUUCUUGUGGGAAAAAGGUUUCUGUGCACCACGUAAAAUGGCCUCAAACCAAAAGUAAAGUUUGUAAAUGGUUGAAAUUUGGUACAAAUUAUUACAUCAACAUUUUUGUUAAAAACAUUUCAUAAUGUUUAUGAAGGAUAAGAAAUAUUUUUUGGAAAAUGAUUUUGUUUCCUUUAUUACUGUUAUGCAUACCUUGUGCAAUAUGUUCACAGGAACAUUUUCUCCAUGAGUAUAUAUAUCCAGUGUUUAGAUAAUUCUACAAAUUUAAUGUUCACUUCCCCCACCCAUUCCCCAUAAAAAAUAUUAAUACAUUUUUCAAAAUGUGCUAUUAAGAAUGUAUCCGUUGCUGAGAUGUUUGGUGCUGUUCAACCCCUUGCUAGGGUUUCUACCCCUCCCUUGUUUAUAACACACACACACACACACACACACACACACACACUCAGUCAGAAGCCAGAAAAUUCACUUUUGUUUGUCUCAGACGCUAUCCUCUUGUCCCGGUGGCCAGUGUUUCUCUUCCUGUUACGAUGUUUGAGCAUUUCUGCCUCUUCACAUGUCCCAACAUGGGUACAUUUCCCAUGAAGAUACACAAACUUCUUUCUUGGUCAUCAGAACUUGAAAUCCAGUCAAAGUGUAUACAAAAAUUAACCUUACCCCCCCAUGUUGAGUGCGUUGUUAAAUAAAACAUUUUCUUACCCCCCCCCCCCCCCCCCCCCCCCAGUAUCUUGAUGUAUAUGUAGAGUGAAUUUGAAGAAAGUCUCAACAUUACCAGGGAUGGGGUGCAGUUAUAUUUAACCCAGAGGUGCACCUCUGUCAGUUUACAAGGCGCAUACGCUGAUUUGAAUGUGUUCAGCCAUGGCUUGGAGGCGUGGCCUGGCUUCAGGCAUUACUGCUGUGAUAAAUAGUGUGUCCAGGGCUCAAACUUAAACAUUUGUUGUCUAUGGCAAUAUUUUAAAAACAUUGCCAUGGGAGAAAUGGUCCACUGAUGGCAGGGUUUUUUUUCAAAGUAACUUUUGCAGCAAAUCAACAUGACUUAUUUUGCUGUAUGCAGACCUAUUUCAAAAAUUCAAAUGUUAAAUACUAUCAGAUAAUAUACAGCAGGUAUACAGAGUUUGCCAUCAUUGAGGAGCUUUACAGACAGCACAAAUUUUUAACCAGUGGCAGAAAAAUGCUGUCGGUGAUGCUCCAGAGCUAUGGCAAUUAUUAUCUCAACGACAACGGCAAUUGCCAUUGGUGCUGCGUUAAGUUCGAGCCCUGUGUGUCCCAUAUAUGCAUGCUGUAUGUAUGACAUCCACAGAAUAACAACAUGGAAGUGCACUUGUAGACCCAUGUAUCGUAGUGGAACGAUCCUCAAAAGUUGAAGUUGGGAGACAAGUCACUUAUUUUGUUACACCUAUCUUGAUUAACACUUGGGAGUUUUUAAUUUAUACUGAAAUUAUGAUCUGUUGUAGAUGUUUGAAUUAAUAUCAUGUGAGUUACGGCCAACACCAUCACAGAAUUGUAAACAAAUGUUUUGAAUGAGAAAACAAAAUAGAAAAGUUUAUAGCAAUGAAACAAAAACACCUAGAAAAUAUCGUAGUGUUAGAAGCCUUCUGAUGCAGUGUCAUUAAUGAGUUGUUUGUAUACGUCAUGAUACACUGCAGUACUUAAUCUUUUGAACCUAAUUUUACUUUUAGUAAGGAGUCAUAUUUAUGGAGGCAAUUCCAUUAAACAUGUUUAUCAUUAUAUCAGUCAUCAAGAAUGACUUAACUGAGGCUUCCUUCUAUUUUUUUAAAGCUGAUUUUCAGUUGAGUGGUUAUAAAGUAUUAAGUUAAAAUCAUUGCAAUGAAAUUGAUAAAAAUUUCUGAAGUGAAUAAACUAUUUGCAUGAGAAUUUACUUUUCAUGUUACCAUUUCCGCUGAUUGUGCGAGUUUUUUAAGACCAUCCCACCUAGAUAUAAUAAAUUAUUCACAUAUUCUAUCUUGCACAUGUGUGGGUAGAUGGAGUGAAGCAACAAGAGCCGUCACAAAUGAGGAAACAUUCCUCAAAAGGUAUAUGACAAUGGGGUUUUUAUUUGCUAAAUUGGGUAUAAUGUGAAAGCUUAUAGGUCACUUCAAAUAAAAUGAUUUAAGUUGA
This is a messenger RNA of Gigantopelta aegis, 10890 nucleotides long. Its product is annotated as oxysterol-binding protein 1-like. The record is from RefSeq and is a predicted model, not a curated record. Bases 73 to 2403 code for a protein of 776 amino acids. Gene Ontology annotation, cellular component: cytosol; membrane; intracellular membrane-bounded organelle. Gene Ontology annotation, molecular function: sterol binding. NCBI's taxonomy places the organism in Eukaryota, Metazoa, Mollusca, Gastropoda, Neomphalida, Peltospiridae. The transcript has 13 exons.